GCGGUUGCCUGAUUGGAAGGAAGAGGGUCUGCCCAAGGCACCGGCAGUUAACCAGACUACCAUCGUACCACAUGCACACAGUUCUAACACAAACACAGGAUGUGCUCGGAACGUUUUCGAUUUUUGUGAUUGUGCGAGUGUGAUUUUCGAGUGUUUUGACCAUGGAAUAGAAGCGAAAAAAGCCAAAAUGUCUCGCAUCAUUCUCUUGUUUGUCCUUGUGACGACCACUACCUGUGAUGACCUCCUGGACGAGUACGUCCGGCACGUUGACGACGUCAAUAAACCAAAUAAAGUGCACCAAAGACGCCUCCGUCGAGACAUUGCAGAUAAAUGGACUCAUUCCGAGGUCUUGGAUAAUGUCGGUGAUGUGGUUUUGAGGUGGCAACCGCGACACCGGGAGAUCCUCUUCAGAGUGGAAGCAAGGACGAAAGGAUACGUUGCCAUAGGUUUCAGUCCAGAUGGAGGCAAGGAAAACGCAGAUAUUGUCAUGGGAUGGGUCGAUGACAGGACUCUAAGGGCCUACCUCUUGGACUGCCAUGGGGUGCCCGACAGCCAAGGAAGUGUUCCCAUCAAAGAUGAAAUCGAUAAUUAUACGCUUAUGAGCGGGAGCCAAAACGAUACUCAUACCGUUAUCGAAUUUAGAAGGGUUUUGGACACGUGUGACCCCAACGACUACGUCCUUACGGGAGAUACAGUUGUGGUAAUUUGGGCGUAUCACAACACCGACCCGCACCUAGGGGCCGAAAUGAUUUAUCACGGGGAUAAAAGAGGGGCCCAGAGUCUUCACUUAUUGGGACCCCCCGCCUGUCUCCAAGGCUUCGGGGGGCAACAUCAGGAAUUGGGACGUAACGCUUCGAAACGUAAGUCAUUUUUGUAUAUAAUCAGCAACAUGAACACGGUCUACUGGUGCAAAAUCUUCAAAGCUCCAACCCUCCAACACAAGCACCAUAUCGUGGGGUACGAACCCCUAAUUGGCCCUAACCACACCACCUUCGUCCACCAUAUGAUCCUUCACGAGUGCGAACUCGACGGAGAAGACGUCCACAAAUGGGAACGCUUCUCGAAAGAAAACGGACGUUUGUGCUACGGCCCUAACAUGGCCCCAGAGUGGGAAAAAUGUCUUACGCCACUUGUAGCCUGGGCUAUUGGGUCCAAAGGCGAGAAUUUCCCCAAACAUGUUGGACUUCCGCUAGCAGCAAAGAAAAAUUCGUUUUACAUGUUGGAAGUCCAUUUUGAUAAUCCGGCAAUGAAGCAAGCCCAAGACACGUCAGGACUUCGGUUACAUUACACCAGUGAUUUGAGAGAAAAUGAAGGAGGGAUUCUUACAACAGGGAUUGCUCUAUCUAGCUUACAUUUCAUUCCGCCGUAUCAGAGAGAAUAUAAAACGGCCGGUUAUUGUAACACUGAUUGCACCAAAGCAACGUUUCCGAAAGAGGGAAUUCAUGUGGUUUCGGUUAUGUUGCAUUCACAUCUAGCUGGCAGGAAACUAAAGUUGAGACACAUCCGAGCUGGAAGGGAACUCCCACCUUUGGCACAAGACGAGCAUUACGAUUUCAAUUACCAACAAUCACGGGCUUUAUCCCAGGAUGUUAUUAUCCUACCAGGAGAUGGUCUCGUAACCGAAUGCACGUACUCCACACUUAAUCGCAACAAACCGACACUUGGGGGCUACUCCACCAAGGAGGAGAUGUGUCUAGCGUUCGUUUUACACUACCCGAGGACGCAACUCGCUGGUUGUUACUCCAUGUCUCCUAUAAAAUAUUUUUUCAAAAAUUUGGGAGUCAAUAAAUUCUACGGCAAGAAUAUGGAAGAGAUUGAAAAUAUUUUCUUGCACGGAGAGGCUGAAACUAAUCCGGUUUCACCGUCAACUUCGCCCAAUAAGCCACUUUUUCCGUACCAGCCGGGUGACGAAAUGUCGCCGGAAGCCAACAGAAGGGCCAUUAUAGCCCUACAGAAUGCCAAAGAUUAUACCAUUGAAGGAGAGACGCAUGAGGGACAAACCAUGUUUGAUAAACUAGUGAUAGAGGAUCCGGAGGAGUUUAGGAACAAGUCGUUUAUGGAUCAUUUGCAAGAUAUUCCCUACAACGAGUCGCUGAUCACUAGGAAAAUGGAGGAGUACUUCUACACGGGGCUUCACUUGACUUUUUGUAGGAAACGUGAUGAUUCACUUGCGAUUAAGGAAAGCAUCGUGAAUUUUCCAAAUUUUACGGUUUACUCCGACGACCAAAAAGUUCAAUGCAGUUUUAAACUGAAACGUUCACCCUCAUCGUCAGUGUCGAUUAAAUCGCGAUUUGUUAUUUUACUCAUUUUGGUGUUUCUCCAGUCAGGUCUUUAAAGCAACCAAUGUAAAUAAUGGUCUUGUACAUAUCAUUCACCAAAUAAUUAUUUAUAAAUAGGUUUAAGUUUCAAUGCUGUGAGUUGAUUAAGUCAUCCGGAUACAUGUAUUCGACUUUUUGUACUUAAUAAACGUUCUAGUUUUA
This is a messenger RNA of Tribolium castaneum (red flour beetle), 2480 nucleotides long. RefSeq lists its product as uncharacterized. Bases 188 to 2335 code for a protein of 715 amino acids. Gene Ontology annotation, cellular component: secretory granule membrane. Gene Ontology annotation, molecular function: dopamine beta-monooxygenase activity; copper ion binding. Lineage: Eukaryota; Metazoa; Arthropoda; Insecta; Coleoptera; Tenebrionidae. Gene Ontology annotation, biological process: dopamine catabolic process; norepinephrine biosynthetic process; octopamine biosynthetic process. The transcript is spliced from 7 exons. The record is from RefSeq and is a predicted model, not a curated record.